This is a messenger RNA of Myotis daubentonii (Daubenton's bat), 1539 nucleotides long. RefSeq names its product DNA dC->dU-editing enzyme APOBEC-3C-like. Gene Ontology annotation, molecular function: cytidine deaminase activity; RNA binding; zinc ion binding. Gene Ontology annotation, biological process: DNA cytosine deamination; negative regulation of single stranded viral RNA replication via double stranded DNA intermediate; cytidine to uridine editing. Lineage: Eukaryota; Metazoa; Chordata; Mammalia; Chiroptera; Vespertilionidae. The record is from RefSeq and is a predicted model, not a curated record. Gene Ontology annotation, cellular component: P-body; nucleus; cytoplasm.
AACCCAAUGAGAAGUUUAAGUCCUAAGUAUUUCUACUUUCACUUUAAAAACUGCCCUGACCAUGGAGGUCGCAAUGGCUGCUACCUCUGCUACAAAGUGGAAAGAACACAGAGGGGCUUACCCUUCGACAUGGACACCGGGGUUUUUGAAAAUAAGUUCUAUCCCGAGAAGCCUGAGCACACAGAAAUCUGCUUCUUGAAUUGGUUCAAGACCCAGCCAGCAUUCUUGGCCCAGAACCUGUCCCACGAGGAGAAAUACUAUGUCACAUGGUUCAUGUCCUGGAGCCCCUGCUUCCAAUGUGCGAGGCAGGUGGUCGAGUUCCUGAAGGACCACAAGUAUGUGCAGCUGAGCAUCUUUGUUGCCCGCCUCUACUACUCCAAGAGGCCCCAGUACCAGCAGGGGUUGCGCAGCCUGCAAGGCGCAGGGGCCCAGGUGGCAAUAAUGACUCCAGCUGACUUUGCCUACUGCAGGAAGAUCUUUGUGGAUGACCCCCAUAAACCAUUCCGGUACUGGAAAGGAAUAUAUAUAAACAGUUGCAGCCUAUCUAAGACUUUGGAGGACAUUCUCAGGAAUCAGGGAAAGCCUGGGUCCCUCUGCACAGAGGAGCCUGUCUCCAGCAGAAGUCAGCUCUGUCCAGAGGGAGGGCCUCAGAGGAGGAGGGAAGGUGGGUCUGAGGUUGAGGAAGAUCACAGCCCAGGGCUGCCCACCGGCCCCCGCUGCCAACGCAGGAAGAAGGUGGGGCCUCAGCUGAGAAGGUGGGAAAUCCUCCAUCAAGGGACUUUCCUAAAACCUGGGCCUGUGAGCAGAAAUGAAGCGCCAGCGCCGGAGACCAAGGACAAGGCGGAGGCCACAUUCACCCCGGUGCCCUGGCCCAGCAUGUAUCCCAAGACCUUCAACUUCAACUUCCAAAAUCUAAAUGGCUAUGGGCGGAAGUCUACCUUCCUCUGCUUUGAAGUGGAAAAAUGGGAGGAUGGCUCAUUUCUUGACUAUCAAAAUGGUGUCUUUCGAAACCAGUUGUAUCCUGGCCACGCAGAACUCUGCUUUCUGGAUUGGUUCCGUGAGAAGGUUCUGUUUCCUGAUGAGAUUCGGUGUCCUGAUGUGCAAUACCGUGUCACCUGGUACGUAUCCUGGAGCCCCUGCUUUGAGUGUGCAGAGCAGGUGGCUGACUUCCUGAAUGAGAACGAGAAUGUGGACCUGAGCGUCUCCGCCGCCCGCCUCUACUUGUAUGAGGACGAAGAUGAGCAGGGGCUUCGAGAUCUGGUUGCUGCAGGGGCGAAGGUGGCCAUGAUGGCUCCAGAGGACUUUGAAUACUGUUGGGAUAAUUUUGUGUACAACGGGGGAUGGCACUUCACGUAUUGGAAGAAUGUGCGUCGAAAUUAUCAUAGUCUGCAGCAGCAGCUUGAUGAAAUCCUCUGGUAUGAGUUUCCUCACCCCCCGCCCCCGCCCCCACCUUACCUCCCACAACCUUCACCUGAGUCUGGGCCUCUCUGCUCCUUCAGGGACUUGAGGAUUCAUGACUUUAUUUUUGGGAUGGAAUGA